Molecule: messenger RNA, 3934 nt
Organism: Nomascus leucogenys (northern white-cheeked gibbon)
Lineage: Eukaryota; Metazoa; Chordata; Mammalia; Primates; Hylobatidae
Gene: ZNF721
Product: zinc finger protein 721
Biological process (GO): regulation of transcription by RNA polymerase II
Molecular function (GO): RNA polymerase II cis-regulatory region sequence-specific DNA binding; DNA-binding transcription factor activity, RNA polymerase II-specific
Source: RefSeq, a predicted model, not a curated record
AGAGAGGGGGCGGUGGCUUCCGGGAUGUGGCGCGGUCUUUGCGUCUGGUUACUGCCAGGCAGCGGGUUAGGGGCUUCAUCUCUCUGCGUCCUCAGUUCUGGGAGGCCUUGGUGAUUCGGCCACAGACUCAGCCUCCGUUGCUCUGUGACCUGCGGGUAUUGGAUGAUUCGUAGCUAAGACUCCCGAAUACCCCAGAAGUGGGGAAAUGGAACUCUUAACAUUCAGGGAUGUGGCCAUAGAAUUCUCUCCAGAAGAGUGGAAAUGCCUGGACCCUGCCCAGCAGAAUUUGUAUAGAGAUGUGAUGUUGGAGAACUACAGGAACCUGGUCUCCCUGGGUGUUGCUAUCUCUAACCCAGACCUAGUCACCUGUCUGGAGCAAAGAAAAGAGCCCUACAAUGUGAAGAUACAUAAGAUCGUAGCCAGACCCCCAGCUAUGUGUUCUCAUUUCACCCAAGACUUUUUGCCAGUGCAGGGGAUAGAAGAUUCAUUCCACAAACUUAUACUGAGAAGAUAUGAGAAAUAUGGGCAUGAUAAUUUACAAUUAAGGAAAGACUGUAAAAGUAUGAGUGUGUGUAAAGUGCAGAAAGGAGUUUAUAGUGGAAUUAAUCAAUGCUUGUCAAAUACUCAGAGCAAAAUAUUUCAAUGUAAUGCACAUGUCACAGUUUUUAGUAAAUUUGCAAAUUCAAACAAAGAUAAGACAAGACAUACUGGAGAGAAACACUUUAAAUGUAACGAAUGUGGCAAGUCAUUUCAGAAGUUCUCAGACCUAACUCAACAUAAAGGAAUUCAUGCUGGAGAGAAACCCUACACUUGUGAAGAACGUGGCAAAGACUUUGGAUGGUACACAGACCUGAAUCAACACAAAAAAAUUCAUACUGGAGAGAAACGUUACAAAUGUGAAGAGUGUGGCAAAGCCUUUAAUAGGUCAACAAACCUUACUGCACAUAAGAGAAUUCACACCAGAGAGAAAUCCUACACAGGUGAAGAUCGUGACAGAGCCUUUGGAUGGUCCACAAACCUGAAUGAAUAUAAGAAAAUUCAUACUGGAGAUAAACCCUACAAAUGUGAAGAAUGUGGGAAAGCCUUUAUACAUUCCUCACACCUGAAUAAACAUGAGAAAAUUCAUACUAGAGAGAAGCCGUACAAAUGUAAGGAAUGUGGCAAAGUCAUUACCUCAUCCUCAAGCUUUGCUAAACAUAAGAGGAUUCAUACAGGCGAGAAACCCUUUAAAUGUUUAGAAUGUGGUAAAGCCUUUAAUAUUUCCACAACCCUUACUAAACAUAGGAGAAUUCAUACUGGAGAGAAACCCUACACAUGUGAAGUAUGUGGCAAAGCCUUUAGACAGUCCGCAAUCCUUUAUGUACAUAGGAGAAUUCAUACUGGAGAGAAACCCUACACAUGUGAAGAAUGUGGUAAAACCUUUAGACAGUCCGCAAACCUUUAUGUACAUAGGAGAAUUCAUACUGGAGAGAAACUUUACAAAUGUGAAGACUGUGGCAAAGCCUUUGGACGGUACACAGACCUGAAUCAACACAAGAAAAUUCAUACUGGAGAGAAACCUUACAAAUGUGAAGAGUGUGGCAAAGCCUUUAGUAGGUCAAGAAACCUUACUACACAUAGGAGAGUUCACACCAGAGAGAAACCCUACAAAUGUGAAGAUCAUGGCAGAGCCUUUGGAUGGUCCACAAACCUGAAUGAAUAUAAGAAAAUUCAUACUGGAGAUAAACUCUACACAUGUAAAGAAUGUGGGAAAGUGUUUAAACAGUCCUCACACCUGAAUAGACAUGAGAAAAUUCAUACUGGAAAGAAACCCUACAAAUGUAAGGAAUGUGGCAAAGUCAUUACCUCAUCCUCAAGCUUUGCUAAACAUAAGAGGAUUCAUACAGGCGAGAAACCCUUUAAAUGUUUAGAAUGUGGUAAAGCGUUUACUAGUUCCACAACCCUUACUAAACAUAGGAGAAUUCAUACUGGAGAGAAACCCUACACAUGUGAAGAAUGUGGCAAAGCCUUUAGACAGUCUGGAAACCUUUAUGUACAUAGGAGAAUUCAUACUGGAGAGAAACCCUACACAUGUGGAGAAUGUGGCAAAACCUUUAGACAGUCUGCAAAUCUUUAUGCACAUAAGAAAAUUCAUACUGGAGAGAAACCCUACACGUGUGGAGAAUGUGGCAAAACCUUUAGACAGUCUGCAACUCUUUAUACACAUAAGAAAAUUCAUACUGGAGAUAAAACCAUACAAGUGUAAAGAAUGUGGCAAAGCCUUUAAGUCAUACUCCAGCAUUCUUAAACAUAAGAGAACUCAUACCAGGGAAUGUCUUACGAAGGUGAAGAAUGUGGCAGUCUUUAAAUGCUCCUUGAUCCUUUCUAAUCAUAAGAUAAUUCAUAAUGGAGAGAAACUCGACAAAUGUGAAAAAUGUGAGAAAGCUUUUAACCACACCUCAAUCUGUUGUAGACAUAAGAGUAAUUAUAUUGAUGAGAAGCCAAAUUAAAAUUGAAAAUGUGGCAAAGACUUCCAAUUCUAGUCACUUCUUAGUGUAUGUAAUUCCUACUGAAGAAAACACCUGGAAAUACAAAAAAUGUGGCAAAACUUGUAACCAAUGCUUAGUAUUUUUGCACAUGAUAGUAUUUAUAUGUGAGAAUACUUGUACAAAUAUAAAAAUAUACAAAAGCUAUUAAUGUCUAUUUGAAAUUGAUAGUUAAUAAGAGCAUUAUAAAUGUAAUUUCUGUUGAAAGACCUUUUAGAAAAUAUAGGCCAUUAAAGUGAAGAAGAGUAGUCUUAAGACAGAAUACAAAGAUAAAGAGGGCUCUAGUAUCUGUACUUGUAUCCCAGAACUUACUAUAUACAUUUGUACUAGAGGAAAACUCUGAAGCAGUUGCUUAAACUUUGUUCAACAUCAGAGAAUUUAUAUUGGAGAGAAAUCCUACAAAUGUAAUAAAUGUGGAAAAACCUCUGUCCAGAAACUGCAGGUUAAGAAACACCAGAGGCCAGGCGCAGUGGCUCACACCUGUAAUCCCAACACUUUGGGAAGUCAAGGAGGGUGGAUCACCUGAGGUCGGGAGUUCGAGGACAGCCUGACCAAUAUGGAGAAACCCCGUCUCUACUAAAAAUACAAAAAUUAGCAGGACAUGGUGGUGCAUGGCUGUAAUCCCAGCUACUCAGGAGGCUGAGACAGGAGAAUGGCUUGAACCCAGGAGGUGGAGGUUGCAGUGAGCCAAGAUCGUGCCAUCGCACUCCAGCCUGGGUAACAAGAAUGAAACUCUCUCAAAAAAAGAAACACCAGAGAGUUUUUACUAGAAUAUAACUUGUAGAUGCAGUAAAUGUGAAGAAAUAUUUAGGCUAAAAUUAAGACUAUGUAAACAUCAGAGGAUUUACAGUAGAAAGAACUAAGGAACUAACACUUCAGACUUUAAAAUCAGAGUAUUAAGUAUAACAAAAGUUGAACCUGUUGGAAAAGUUCUUUGUAUAUAAGUUGAAAAAUAGGUUUUUGAAGAGAUAUAUUCAAAGUAUAUUUUUUUCACUUGAAAAAAGUAAAAAUUUUUUUGAAAAGCAAAUAAUUCAACUCUAAAAUUAUACUAUUUCAACAUUCUCAUGUGAAAGCAUGUGAUGAAUUGUUGCUGCAUCAGAGAUAUGAGAAAUUCCUUUGCAUUAGGUGGGCAUUAUUCAUACACUUCUACAUGAAAGAGAAAUGAAAGAUGCAUCAGGAAAAUCUGAGCAGAGAGGCUUUUAGUGGUUGACUUAUUGAGUGAUGCCUGAAGUAGGUGUUCAGAGUAAUACUUUGCGUUAUACUGAGAGAGAAUCUGAAUUUUAGUAGUAAAUUGUUUUGCCAACUGUACAUGUAUGUAAUAAAUGUAAUAAAAUGCAGUAAAUUUAAAAAUUAUCUUAAGAUCAUAUGUGAACUUAAUUUUUGAAAUAAAAAUUGUUAUUGUGUUAAAA